GAGAGAGAGAGAUAUUACCCCCUCUGACUCCAACACGGAGAGACUCACUCAUUUCCCCCACUCUCAACAGCGGAGUUCAACGCGACUGGACUCUCUCUUCUCUGGAUACCUUUACUCUUCAUAGAAAAUGGAGAUUUAUGUCAAGGAUAUGAAGAAACCAAGAUCAGUGUUCAGCAAUAUAAAGGUGUUUGUGCUGUGUCAUGGCCUGUUGCAGCUCACCCAGCUCCUGUACAGCUCCUACUUUAAGAGCACCAUCACCACCAUCGAGAGAUGCUUUGGCCUCAGCAGCUUCUCCUCCGGUACCGUCUCCUCUCUGCACGAGGUGGGGAACACAGUUCUGAUAGUGUUUGUGAGUUACCUGGGCAGCAGGGUCCAUCGGCCUCGUCUGAUUGGACUGGGUGGCUUGCUGAUGUCCAUCAGCGCGCUGAUCCUGGCCCUACCUCACUUCCUGUCCCAGCCCUAUGAGUUUGACUCUGUCAUACAUGAUCGCCAAGAUCUGUGUUCACUCCAAGGUACCUCCAACAUGACAGAGGCCUGUGGGAAGACCGAGAUCAAGCGUAUAGCAGACACCAACAACUUGUGGCUGCUCAUGGCUAUAGCUCAGCUGCUGUUCGGAGUGGGGUCUGUUCCCAUACAACCCUUUGGUAUCUCUUAUGUGGAUGACUUCGCCGGACGAGGCAACUCCCCCCUCUACAUAGCCAUCCUGUUUGCUGUGUCUGUGUUUGGACCUGCCUUUGGCUUCCUGCUGGGCUCCGUCAUGCUGAGGAUCUAUGUGGACGUGGACAGAACCGGCUCAGUCACCAACGCUGAGCUGGCCCCUACAGACCCUCGCUGGGUGGGUGCGUGGUGGAUGGGCCUCCUCGUCUCCUCUGCCAGCCUGGCCCUGACCUCCAUCCCAUACUUCUUCUUUCCUCGCAGCAUGCCGCUGGAAGGCAAUGUAAGUGGACCUGACAUUCUGAAUGGAGGCUCCGAAAAGCCUGAGAUCUCACUGCUUGAUUUCCUUAAGAUGUUCCCCAGGCUGUUUGUUCGUCUGCUCCUCAGUCCUCUGUUCAUGCUGUUGGUUCUGUCUCAGUGCUGUUUCUCUUCAGUCAUCGCUGGCCUCGCCACCUUCCUCAACAAAUUCCUGGAGAGACAGUACAGCACGACUGCCGCUUACAGCAGCCUCCUCAUAGGUGCGGUGAACCUUCCUUCGGUUGCCGUGGGGAUGCUGGUGGGCGGGGUCAUCAUGAAGAGGAUGGGUCUCUCACUUAAGGCCAUCCCUCGUUUCUCUGUCGCCAUGCUGUCCAUCUCUGUCCUCCUCCUCAUCCCCCUCUUCUUCAUGGGAUGUCCCACACAGAGGGUGGAAGAGGUCAACUAUGGAUUCCCAGGGUCUCUGGCCAAUUGUUAUUCCAACUGCUCCUGCCCUGCUAACGCCUUCAACCCAGUGUGUGGAUCUGACAACACUGAGUACCUGUCUCCCUGCCAUGCAGGCUGCAAAGACUACACCAAAGACCCCAACAACAAAUUCAGAGUUCUGGAGUACACAGACUGUAUAUGUACAGCUCACAGCCAGGGUAGUGGUGGGGGUACUGCCCGUCCCGGCCCCUGUCCCAACCAAUGUCCUCACUUCCUGCUUCCUGUCAUGUUCCUCAUCUCUCUGGCCGCGAUGAUCGCCUCUCUAACACACAAUCCCAUCUAUAUGAUGGUCCUCAGGUAAUGUCUCUAACACACAGCCCAUUCUAUAUGAUGGUCCUCAGGUAAUGUCUCUAACACAC
Oncorhynchus masou masou (cherry salmon) is the source of this 1754-nucleotide messenger RNA. Its product is annotated as solute carrier organic anion transporter family member 2A1-like. The record is from RefSeq and is a predicted model, not a curated record. The coding region runs from base 128 to 1696 and encodes 522 amino acids. Gene Ontology annotation, biological process: prostaglandin transport; sodium-independent organic anion transport; transmembrane transport. The transcript has 11 exons. Gene Ontology annotation, molecular function: protein binding; prostaglandin transmembrane transporter activity. Gene Ontology annotation, cellular component: plasma membrane. NCBI's taxonomy places the organism in Eukaryota, Metazoa, Chordata, Actinopteri, Salmoniformes, Salmonidae.